Molecule: messenger RNA, 1405 nt
Organism: Caenorhabditis elegans
Lineage: Eukaryota; Metazoa; Nematoda; Chromadorea; Rhabditida; Rhabditidae
Gene: R10E4.1
Product: BTB domain-containing protein
Source: RefSeq, marked reviewed
GGUAAAGUCUGAAAAUGGCUCCGAACAAGGCUGCCGCUGAAGAGUAUCCAGUGGAUAUUGUGGAUUUAAGUGAUGAUUUUAAGAGUAGCAAGACUCUUGAUUUGGUCCUAGACGAGGAGCACAAAGUCUACAGAUAUUGGAUUCAUUUGAAGUGUAUGAAAUGGCAAAUUGAGUUGCGUGCAAAUUCCUUCGAAUGCUUUGCUGCUUACUUCAAAACUCCAGCCACCUGGUCAGCGGAAGUUGAAUUCGAAAUUCGGGCUCACGUUACAAACUCUGUGAGAAGCGAAAAGUUUACUGGACGAUAUACAGGAUCCAAUCAUGUCUACUUUCGUCCAUUGAAGCUUCAAGAUCAUAUGGUUCGAGAGAAGCUGAGAAGUAUGAGAGUAGAAAUCACAGUGAAUGUCAUUAAAACUAUGAACUUCGGAAUGCUCUACGACUAUUUUGAUGUUCUACCAGAAGAAGAGAAUGCUUUGUUGAAAGUUGAAGAUCGUCUUAUUCGUGUGAAUAAAAGAUAUCUGUCAAUGAUGUCUCCAUUCUUUAAAGCAUUAUUCUAUGGAGAAUUGGGUGAAGAUAAAGAAAUCUAUGAGAUGAAAGAGAAGUUCCGUGAGAUUAUAACUUUCCUCAGAUGUAUUUAUCCACACAGACAACCUGUUACAAAGAAAAGCCUCGACUAUCUUCUCCAACUCGCAGAUCGUUAUCAAUGUCAACCAAUUGUGGAUGCGUGUGAGAUGUUCAUGUGUGCACAUUAUCAUGAAUAUCAGAAGAAGACGGAGAAAUGUUUCUCUUACGUGGAAAAGUAUAAGAUGCAAAGAGUUUUGCGAAUUAUUGUCGAAUACGUGGCAGUAACCCAAUCACCAGCUCAAUUCCGUCUUCAAUCAUACUAUCGAGAUCUUUCUGAGAAGACACAACUUGCUGUUUUGGAUUACAUGGCAAAGAAUCAAAGUCGACGUGGAAAAGAGUUGGAACGUCGUCGUGGAGUAAAUUCUCAUCGAGCAAACAUCGAUCCAAUCGACGAUCAGGAUCCACCAAAUGGACGUCUUCUUGGAAUUGCUGAUCCAUUGAGAAAUGCGGAUCCACGUCCACCACAGCCUGGCUACAAUGUUCCAAGAUAUGGAAAUUUCCGGCCACUUGUAUUCGGCCAUCAUUAGUAUUUUAUCAUAAGCUUUACCCCCAUUUCCAUGACUAGAAAUCUCAAUUGAAUUACAUUAAUUUGAAAUCAAGCACAUACACUCGAAAAUAUCAUUCCCUGUCCAUUUUAUAGUUUUCUUUUUCACUUCAUUUAUUUCCAAAAAUGAUGCAUCUUUCGAAGUAUUUUUAAUAAUUCAAAUUUAGUGAUACAUUUGUAUGUAACAUUUACGCUUUUCAUCUUUUAAUCUUUCAUAAUAAAUGCUCAAUAAUCUAUAAA